UUUUUUCCUUUUUCUUUCUUUUCUUUUUUUUUCUCAUGUAGGCUAAUAUACAGGCCGGCGCUGCAAUUUCGGAAUCUGCCCUUGUAUAUGGCGGACGAAAUUUCCACAGGAGGAACCGCAACACAAACCCCGUAUGCACGGCACAAACGGAAAGCCUGCACGGAGACAGAAAAGCUCGGCAAAUUCAUUAAUCAUCACGCCAUUACUCUAUCUAAAAUGUAACGUAGCGUGUCUCGGAGGCGAAAUAACCCACUGUGGUGGAAAUUUUUUCAACAUUUGGAAUUUCUCAUAACUAAUUCACAAUUUUUUUUUUGAGGAAGCAGUUGUGCAGUCACCUCUGCGCGAGGAGGGAAGAUUUUCUGGAGCGCGAGCCCGUUUCGCAUGAGCUGCAUCGUUUUUGGAGGUAUGUCACACCGAUGUGUUUUCUUUUUUCUCAUUUAGAAAUCCUAAAUUUGUGAAAUUUCAGCAGUCCAGUGUUAAGUUUCGGUCUCCGUUCACUUAAAAGGCGAUAAGCUGGCAGUGUUUUUCACUCCUGCCUGACACUCAACCAGGUGCAGGCUUUGAAGCCAUCCGAAAUGGACCUAAUCUGUUGAUGUUUUUUGGCUGAAUUUUCCCUAAUGAAGUUUUCCGUGUAACUGCUGACUAGUCGCCCGUCUGUGCACCUAGUUUGUUCACAUUUACACCACCCAGGCUGAACGCUGGAUACGCCGAUAGGGCAAAAGGGGGGACCAGGCGGUAGUGGCAACAUGAAGGACGAUGAGGGGAGGAACAAUCUGAAACACAAAAACCUCCUGCAGCCAUGUUUUGUGAAUUUUCCAGCAAAUUUGAGCAGAGCUUCGGAGUUGCCUCCUCUCAAACUCACACAGCAGUAACGCGACUUUUUGCUUGAAUGUGACGGCUCGGUUUGCAGUGAAGGCAGCGAUCAGGAAACGUGAAAGUGCAGUGUCGAAAUAUAUCUUGAAUUUAUUUAUUUUUUAGGAAGAUAGAGGAUUUAAAAUCAGGGUACCCUUGGCGCCACCUGUAGGCAGACAUUUUUUGGAAAUUAAAAAAAAUUGUAAUGAGAAUUGUUUCGAGACUUAUUUUUCAGAACAUUAUGUUUGCAUAUGCAGAUGGAGACGCGUUGUGUUACCUCUUUAGUAUAUUGAUUUUAUCGGUGCAUGGUUGAUUUUGAGACAGAUGAAUGGCAUAUGCUUUGUUUUUUGUGAUUUUGAAUGCCAAGAUGGUUGUUUCCUCCUUUUGAUUUUGUUCAUGACUAAUGUUUCCAACUUUAACUACUCUGAAACUGCUGAUUAUUUGGGAAUCUUUUCAUGCACCUUAGAGAUAAAGAGAAAAUAAAAAAGCAUCCAUGCUCAAUCUUUUCACUCUGACAUACACAUUUGCAUUUAUUCCAUGAGUGCCCUGCCCCUUAUGUGUGCAUGUGAAUUUAUGUGUUAAGAUGACUACAUGGAGAUAUAAUUUUGCUGUAAACACUGUACAAAUUGGAUUUUUAACUUCUAGAGACUGGAAAAUGUGUAAGCGGAAAAUAACUAUCAAGGGUGAAGUGAACAGCUCUGGAAGAAGAAAGGACCAUGUCAGCAUAAUUUGAGGGCAGGAAAAACAAUCACAACCAGCGUCUCAUCUGUUUAUAUUAAUCCUGCAGACGCCAAACAGUUUCCCAUCUUGCUCUGCUUGCUUUUAUUUAAUGUAAGGGAAAACUGCGAAGGCCAUCUUUUUUUGUUUUAAUGCUGUGGGUAAUUUUAAUGCUGACCUUCAAAUCUGUUUAAAUUCAAAGAGCCAGUGGAAAUUGUGUGGUUGGUAUGCAAAAUCUGGGUGUAAAUUCUGACCUUUGCUGGGAAAGUCUCAUCAAAAUGCAGGAGUUUGAGUUAAAGCACAGGGAUGAAGAAAGGCAACCAGUGUCAUGGGUUUAAUAGGGUUCUGCCAGUGAUGGGGAUGUUUAUAUGCAGAAUACCUGAAGGACCGAGUAAUAACUUAUAAAUCUCUCAGGAAUUAUGCAGCAGUGUUGAAAUGAAAAACACCUUAAAUCCUGAUCAGUUAAUGGGGACUUUGUUGAGGGUUCUUCUCAUUUUAAGUAAGGUAACAGGAAUGCAGCUCUGCCUGUACUUUAAUGAACAAAAGCUUUGUUUCAUGCAGGAAUUUUGGAGCAAAUAGUUUGGAUAGAGGGGUGAAACUUGUCCCUUCAGGCUCCGAUAAACACAAGAUGUUAAGGGAUCAUAUCCCUGUCUGUGGGCUUCAGGAUUAAAACAAUGUUCUGUUGCUGCUCUGAUUGUCAUUAACUUAGCAGAGAGGUUUUGUUUCCAUUUUAAAGGCUAAGUGAUGUUACACAAACAGUUUCAGUCUUUGAUGUUAUCCCACUUCCCUUUUCCUUAAUGCACAAUUACAGAUUCAUGAUUUGGUCUCAGAUGUGUCUGGAGAAAACAUACAUCCCUUUUAGACAUGGCGCACAUCUUAUCUUCUGCUACUUUCUUAGUGGCGUGUUCAAACUGUCUGAAAAUGGCUUCACUUAAAUUAGUCUCCAGGGAACGGCUUUUCAGAGGUUGGGGCUGCUGCAUUAAAGAAAAAAAAAUCUGUGCAUUCUGCACAUAUUUUUCCUGCCUCUUCCUUUUUAAAAAUGAACCUUAUUGGUUCCAUGAAUAAUGCAUGAGGACGUUCAAUUGCUGCAGCAAUGAAAAUUAGGGCUGUUUACGUGCAGUGGUUAUGUACACAGAGGCUUCUUUUUUUACCUUGACCAUUUUCUGAAAGGUAGAGCAGAGCCUGAGUAGCUUUUCUGAAAACACAAAUUUUCAGCAAAGCAAAUCUCAUUUCUCUGAGUGAAAGGGGAGGGGGUGAAACUCCCUUGGGUUUAAUGAAUCCAUAAAUCACAAUAGUGCCAGGUUUGCUGCGCCUGCGUCAGUGUGCAGUGCAAUUUUGAUUUUCAUCAAAAAUUUAAUCUGCCAGCCUACAAGGGUUUAGCAGCAGACCGGAUGCCGCCCUGAAUUUCUAAUUUUAGGGGCCUGAUCUUUCAGGAUUUAUUUUUGUAUAAUUCAAGUCUGCUUUUCAAUAUCUCUUGUUAUUAAAUUUUAAUUCGUGGCAUUAACAUAUAGAUUGAAAAGGUUUUUAUGGGGGUUUUGAGUGUAUGCUGAUGGAAUUUUACUAGACGACACAGUUUCUUUUUCCAGAGCAUCCCGGAUGUGUGUAUGUGUGUGUAUAUGUGUGUGUGAGAGGUGAGGUGGGGUGGGGUGGUGGGGGGGAUUUAUCCAUUUCUCUGCAUUAUUGCUUUUUGAAAUCAUUGGUCGUACACCAUCUUGGAAGACAUUUAUUACAGAGGACGAGAAAAUGUGCAUUUGAUUAAAGAAACAGGGAAAGCAAAGCAUUUAGUGUGAAACAGGUUUUGCAGGACCCUUGCUCUCAGUCACUGACUCUGCUCUGAGUUAUACAAACAUGCAGUGAAAGCAGUGAUUGAAGUGACCCCCUCCAUCCCCCAUUUUAGCUCAUUCCUAUUUUUAAUCCCUCCAGAGUGGAAACAUUUCCAUGAGCCUUAAACAAAUUUGUAUUUUAUAUUUGGAAUCUCUAUUCCAGCCCUCUUAGCAUGCAGAGCACAGUGACUUUUUGGCAGUGCAAGGUACAAUUCAAAGUCACAAAAUCUCUCUAACUUGGAAGAAAAGAUUUUUUGUUUUUUCUUUGCUCUAACCAAGCACAGUGAUUGAUUUACUUCAUUAUUGUGCGGAGGCAGAUACAGCACUGCCCAAAUAUAGGCCAAUUAUUUUAAGUACCUCGACUAAGCGCUGAAUUGUGAGCUGAGGUACGUCCUGGAGAUGUUUCCUUGUGCGCCUAACCUCCUUAUUCUCUAACCCCUUGUAAAUUUAGUGCAGGGAUUUAAUACAUUGUCGUAAAUAUGCAUGCAUUGACAUUUAAAACACAGCAGGGCCAGAUCACAAAGAGAAAGCUAGUUUAGUAAAUUGACAAAACACGGGGCCUCUUAAAUAAUCUUACUUAUCAUUAUAGUUUUAAAUCUUUAAUAUGGAAAUGGACUUGCUUUAACUUAAUAUCCUGGUUCUCUUGCAUGUUUAUCUCUUUAUGUUUAUUUUAGGUUGUGCUUUUAUUUUCAGGAACAUCAAGCGAGUGUACAUCUGUUUUAGAUUUUCUUCAUGCAUGGGGGCUGUAGGUUAGAGUCUAUCAGAAGGCGCAGACUUAAAAAGAACGGAAGGCCAGAUGGCUAAUUUUGCAUUUUGACUUUAAUUAGAGGAAAACAGGCCACAACAGGCAUUUCAUAUAUACAGGGCAUGCAUUUAAAACAUUACACAGGAAAUAUUACACUAUCAAUAAGGGAUUGAUCUAAUUUUGAUCUUUCCCUGCCAUUAUUUUAUCUGAUUAGAGAUGAUAAAAGUCACUUAAUGUUGGCAUUAUUUUAGUCAGAUAAUUUGAUGUGAAAAAACACAGGCAUAAAAAUAGGUGACAUAUCUGCCUGUUUCAUCUCAGCCAAUCGAUCUUCUUACAGCUGCUAGAAGCAGCUUAUGAACUUCUCUAACCUCACACAAACUCGAAUGUGUUCAUGCCAGGCUUCAGUUUAUGGACUGGCUCAUGUCACCCACAAAUUGAGAAACUUUGUAAGUAUAUAAAUAGCAGUUGGUGCUAACAGAAAACUUCCUGCACUUCUUUCACAAUGAGUGCAAAAGUUUUUGAGGAGAUGUCAAAAACAAACAUUGGGAAAUUCCUCUUGAUUCUUUCUCUAACUACCACUCUGCUGCAAGACAACAGUUUGGACUAGACGAAAUGCUGUCAUGGAUACCUGAAGUAUAGAUGUACACACACACACAUUGAGCCCCUUUUAUAAUACAAUGACUUCAGCAGCUGAACUGUUCCAAGUCAUUACUCUGAUUGCAGAUAUCUAAAACUGCAUGUUACCUGUCAUUGUUCCAAAGACAAAUAUUAUGAUGACAUUUUUAUGAGUCACUGUAGUUUUAAUAUUGGAGAUAAUUUUUCAUUUUGCAUAACUAUCCAAAGUUAGAAAUCUGACUGUUAUCAUGUGUUUUAUAGAUGUCAGAAAUGAAAGUUUUCCCUUGGAAGAGUUUUAUCUACGUUGAAACUGGAUGUAGAUACGCACACACACACACGGCAAAAGUACCGUAAUUUGACCUGAGUGGAAUGUUAUUGUGGAUAUCUAACAUGUUUGUUUUGGCUUGGAGGAAUUGAAUCACAGAUUUCUGUAAUAAAUAUCCUCUCUCACAGAUAUUUAGAAACAGGUUUCCAUAUGAUACAGCAUUUUGGAUAGAGGAACUACAUUUAUGCACAAUACUUACAAGAAGCUAAUGUUAAAUCUUUGGGUAAAGGUGAGUUCAUUAUCCAAAAUGAUCUUUUUACGAGACAAAAUAUAUUGUAUAAUACUCAAAAUGACAGAAUAGACAUAUAUGGAAUCAUUUAUUUUUAAAUUUGGUUAUUGAAAAUUGAAAUAGUAAGUGAUGAAUGGAAAGAGUAUGGUCUGGAGUCCAGCUCUAUUGGCCCACAGUUCUGUAACACAACACGGUUCAUGUAUCAGUCCACUACUCUAAAGUUCUAACCGCUCCAUCACAUGAAAGUCUGUUCAAAGGUUGUUGGUCAACCUCUUCAGAGACUCCGUGAAUCAGGCUACAACAAAAACAUGCUAAGGCUGGUUAACAACAUGGUCACUAACCCUAACCACGCUCGCAACAGUGAACUUAUACCAUCAAAUUGUUUUAAUAAGGUCAGACUGAAGCUCUCUUUUGUACGCCAGUCCAUUACCAAGGUGAAUAUGGAGCCGAAUCUGAGAUCAAAAGUACUUUGCAUAUGCUGUCUGGUGUUCGUCACAUGUUCAUUCAUGUAUCUUGUCUUGUUUUACAUGGAGCUGUCGUGAUGCAAGUCAAAUUUCAGACUCCGGCAGUAAAGUCAUGCUGGUUGUUGGUUGGAAAAAUGUCGUUGUUCAUAUCAGAUAUGCUCAUUUUCCUACCUGGAAGAAUUCAAAUGUAGAUACCGCUUACAAAAAAGGGGGACAAAGUGUUGAUAUGGUAAUACAUAGAUGUCCCAAUGGUAUGGUAUGGAACUAUAAAUGACCCAUUUUAUGUUUAUUGAUCUGCCACUUACAGAUCUGAAGUUAAAUUUUCUUUAGUUUAAUUUAGUUUUUGAUUUCUUGCACACAAAGUUCUACUUGUAAGAAUGUAGUUUGGUAAAUUCAAGCUUGGGAAAGUCUCACUGUUAUGCAAAAGUAGCAGCUCUGCAGUAAAGAUGUUCUGUGACUGAUAUCACACAAACAUAACAGUCCUAUACUAAUCAGCAGUAUUUAGGCAGCAUGCUAUGGAUGUAGUCAGUUAAGUUAGUUUAAUGCACUUUUUAAAGAGUCUAUCGUGGUGAAGGCUCUCCAUAAAGGUCUAAAGGUAAAACUGAAUGACUUUGAGAUCAAAAAUGAAACAGGAAAGAAAUAAAAAGAGGGUUCAGCAAAACAAAAUCUGUUUCUGAUGAAGAAAAAAAAAUCUCUGAUCUUUGCUUUGGGGUAGAAUAAUGUAUAAUUUUACCUCUUUUUGCUUCAAACAGUUAUUUAAAUGAAACCAUGUGGGAGGUUUAGAGGGGAAGCGUCCCUUAACGUGGCCCAGGCUCUUUCAACCACACUAUGUUUUUUUGUAGGGAGACCAUUUUAUCUUGAACAUGGCAUUAUAGACCCAUCAUAUUACUUCUUAAUAUACACUGAAUCUAAGGAAUAACUAGUUAUUAUUGAAUGGAAGAUAUCAUGAGGCUCAUUUAAUAUUCUUAUAUAAAGGGUUUGUGUCAAAAAUGUUGAAGAAUUAGAUCAAAAUGCUUCUUGGCAAUCCACUAAAUAGUCCCAGAACACCUUUAGUUGCACCUUAACUCAAACAAGCUCUCUUUAAACUGGUUUCAUUAACAUGAAGUGAAUAAAAGAGUCUUGGCUUAGCCUCUUGUGUUAAUAAUUUAUAAACUAAUGAUAAAUGCAUCAAAGUGAAGAGUCACCAUCUUCAUGCUGUCUCCAUUUAUUUUGGCUGCCAUUUAAGCUGACAGAAGGCCUUUACCCCAUCAUUCAUGGAAGAACAAUGAUGACAUGCCGCUUUUGGUGUGCAUGGGGGAUUACACUUGUCAGACUUGGAGGUUUUUUUGUUUUUUUUAGCUGGAGUAAAUUCUGCCAUAAAAGUGCCAAAUGCUGCUGUUGUCAGCUUUGAAACUGCUCUCUUUAGGCUACAUUUUGGAAAAAUAUGGAGACUCAGUAACCUCGCUUUAUUGUAAUUUUUGACACAGCAUUGUCAGCAAUAUGAAGGAUAUAAAAAACAAGGUGCUCAAACUGGUUAAAGUCCAUGUACUGGGGUGAAGUGGUUCACUUCUUCCCCUGAAGAUCAUAAAAGAGGCUGUGUAGGAAAAAUUUCAAUCUCCUUGAUCAGCAAAGCUUAACCACUAAUGUGCAAAUAUUGUACGUCUUUCCAGAAUCCUGAAAAUCUGAUCCCUGUCUCUUACAGGUGCUCUUAAUUUUGUGUGAAUCAGUAUUAUUUUCCCCAGUGGUUUUAACCCUGCAUGGUGCUGCUGUGAGUCUUUUAUGGAGCUCAUCAAAUUCAUUGUAUUUAACAAAAACUGAAUGAUACCGAGCGUGUUUGGAGUCACGCUGUGAUAGUGGACCAGCAGAGCUUAAUUUUUUGUGUGUUUUAUUGUACCCGUUUAAAGGAAAUUAAUUAGAAAGGAGGAGAGAACAUGCACUUAGUUACUGCUUCUGAUUUCAGUUUGAAACAUUUAUCUUGGCUCACAGUGGAUAUAACUUAUUUAAAGCUGUUUUGAACUGCAAUAUAGUCGGUUUUAAAAAUGCCAACUGUUACAGACGGUUCAGCAGGAAAAUGGAAAGCUGACCACUUAGAUCAUGAUGAUGUCACUGGGAUGUAAAAUUUGGCACUGCCGUGUAGACAGCAAAUGGGCCACUAACUUUGCUGACCCAAAAUAUUUCUGCACAACUGCAGAUGUAAAGCCGUUUCAGUCCCUUCCCUCAGACUGCAGUUUAAAUUGGGUUUAAGAAUCUCUUUGUACAGCAUCAACUCGACUCUGUGACAAACACAAGCUUGACAACUUCAAGAUUUUCUCAGAUUUCUCACUGUAGAUGAAAACAAUGCUGCAUCCAUAUAUCCAGCCCAAAAUCUGUAAGCAGAGGAGUGAAACAGUAAUACUGUGGGCACAUAGUAUAUUCCUACCUCGGCCCGGGGGCCCGCAUGGAAAUAAAUGUGCUGCAAUAAAAUACCUCUGAUUUAAAGACAAGGUAGAGCAGCAAAUUCACACCAUUUAGAACAUGGAUCUACCAAAUGUGGCAUUUUAAUUUGAGCAAAAGCCACAACCAUUAAGCAAUAAUCAAAGUACAUCAUUAUUUUUUUGUUAGCUGACUUGGAUUUAUUGACUAAUCUCUACAUAUCAAUCUUCAAGUUUCACUUUAUAAUAGUUAAAUAAUUAAAUAACUAAUGCUAAUCAUUCAGAAUUUAAUUUGUAUAUCAGGUCUGUUCACUCAGUGUAUCAGGAGCCUAAUACCACAUUUGCCUCUUCAUCCAAUCCUCUUAAAGUCAUACCGGUGGUGACUCAGAAAAGGAAAAUAGUUCAACUUUACAAAGUUUUAUAAGUGUUGGCAAUCGUCACCAAAACCAGCUCUGUUGUGCAACCUAAUCUGCUAACAGAGAAAAAUGUGGUGCUUUUGAUGUACUUCCCAAAACACAUCUGAAUGAGGAGGCUUUGGACUUGGAAAAGCUUGGUGUUUUAAUUAUAAGUGGCCAAAGUUUAAAUAUGCAAAAGUGAACUUUCUCGAACUACUUAUUUGUGACAAGCUGCUGUUAAAAGCUUAAUUAGAUCAGCUGUUUAGCUUCUUGGGUUAAAUGUAAAAGUAGGGACUUUUUCCUCUAACAAUAACAACAUUCUUCUAAAAUCUCAGUUGAAACAUAAAAAAAAGCUUUAUAGAUAACCAAAUAACAGGUGAAUUACUCCGCGAUUUUGACCUUUCAGACAAUGCGGAGAGAAAGUCAUAGGUGUGAACAGCAACUUUUCACCUUUUUACCACCUUUUAUAGCUUUAUUGAAAUUAAAUUAAAAAAAAAACACCUUUUUACCCCAUUACGGAAAUUCAAUAAAAAAACAACAACACAUUUUUACGUCUUUUAUGGAAAUUGAAUAAUAAUUAAAAAGUAAAAAAAAAAAAAACUCCAGCAAAAUGUUGAACCUGUAAAAUUCCUCUAAAAGUAUGUGCUCGUGUCAGCAAUAUGUUUCUGAAAAGUUAUCACAGGGACAACAAAAUUCUAUAAACAGACAUGACUCUAAUCAUACAUGGGCUAUACACAGUUUUUCAAUGAAUGUAGUUUGAAACAGUACCAUGCACAUUUUGAUGGUAUGGGGAUACAGACGUGCGCGUGGCAUGGGUACCUCAAAUAUCUGAACAGGUCUGAACUGAGUAAACAGAUGUUGUUGCAGCAUAUGCUGUUGCUUCUACAGUGUUGUCAAAAGAAAAAGGUAAUGUAACCUAAAGUUAGAUUUGCCCCGUCUCAAAUGUUUUGAAUCGUGUUUCUGGCCUUAAAUUUCAAAUGAGCAUAUUUUUCUAUAAAACACUAACAGAUCAAACAGACUGAACCUUUUUUAUGCAGAUUUUUUUUUUGUGACACACACACAGUGUGUCACAAUUUGAUACCAAACCAGACUCAAAAUUCGUUGAGUCAUGUCUGAGCUUGUUUCAUUGCAAGACUCAACAACCAACAACCUUCAGACAUGCCAUGUAAUGGAGCCGACAGUUGUUUUUGUGUUUCUACACACAAAGGCGAGUAAUUUAACUGAAAAUCUAAAGUGUUUUUAUUACAACAUCAUUCUUUAUAUUCAGACCUGUUUGCUCAGGCUUCCUGGCCCCGUGUCUCUUCCAAAGACAGGUGUGUUUGGGCCAUGAAAAGACUUGUUGUUGCUGUAUUGGUGCGCUAUUAUUAGCAGACCAAUUUUCCCUCUUUCCAUAAUAUCAGUCAUCCUGGCACAACUCUGUUUUGCUUGGUUGCAUUUUGAGCACAUUCUCUUGACAGGGCCUUUUAUAGCCUUGUGCUGAAGUGGCAAGUUGUGUAAUUUGGAUGUUUCUGAAAUUAGAGCAUUUGGAUGUCACAAAGCUGUGGAAUUUAUGCCGUCAAAGGUCACUUCUGAACAGUAAAACCACUCUGCUCUUCUUAAUGGAUAACAAGAAAAAUUUGUCUGCUAUUCCUGUCCUCAAAAUGACACUCGCCCAGAUAAAUGGCCCAUGGUGACUCCUUUGCUUUUUGAGCUCAUACGACUCUGUUUUUACAGGAAGGAAAAGAGGAGGAUGAUUGUAUCACAAUUUCAUUUUUAGACCCUCAGUUAUCAGAUUUAAGCAAAUGACCACAUUAAUUUGGCUGCCAUUUUUCUCUAAAGGUCAGAGUAUGAAGCUCAGGAGCUGUUUAACAGUCUUGCGGAUUAAAGGGAUCUUCAAAUUAUUGCUGUGUCAUAAAGCAAUUCCUGUUUGAUCAGAUACUUGAAGGGGAGUGGAAAGUCCAUCAUUUUAUGCAACUUUAAAGCAGUAGAGAAAACUGUGACAUUUUGGUAGCAUUUCAGCAUCCUUCCCUGAGAGUGAUGUCAGAAGAAAAUGGCUGCCACAGAGAUAUUAUCAACAGUUUCAGACUGCUCCGGAGUUCUUGGGUUCAAAGAUAAAUAAAGAUCAAAGCUUAAAUGUGAUUUUCUUUCUCUCAUAUUGAUGAUAAAUCUGUGGCAGUUUGAAUACACAAACAUCAGUCGCUGAUAAAAUGUAAAUGUUGAAGGACUCUUCUGAUCAAGUCAAGACUGUAUAUCAUUUCAGGGCGGUUCAGUAAAGCCUCCGUCUCUUUCUUUUGUUUAUUCUCCUGGUACAGAAUCAAGGGCUCAGAGGAGGUGGAGUCAUGAGUGCACAAGAGGCACCCAAUCCUGGGAAGGAGAAGACUGCAGACUCUGGUAGUGCUGCCCCAGAUGGACCCUCACCAACUGUAGCCCCAAAGCCUAAGAGCCCCAGUCCACCACCUGUCACAGUAAAGAAAGAGCCGGGGACCUCAGAGACGAGUAACGGGAAAGUGGGUGACAUCAACCCUGCUGAGAUCUGUGUCGUCUUAGGAGGAGCUGAUGGAGGAGCAAGUGGAGUCAGCUCCCGUAGAGCUCAGGCCGAGGGUAUCUUUGCUCUCGGUACUCCUCCUCCAACAAAGAGCACAGACUCAUGCAUAGGUGUGUAAAGACCUUUUGUAUAUUUAGACAUCAGCUUUUCCUGAAUGCAAACAUGUUUGGUCUCUUUUUGACCCUGACUUUUUCUAACUGAUUAAAAAACAGGGCAAAUAAAAACUGCACAGCGUUUUUAAAAAAAUGUCAUUUUGAACACAUUGAGCAGCAGCAGCAUCUUUUUUCUGAAACAAUGUCCUUGUUACUGAGAUAAUCCACAGACCUUGCUAUAAGCCGUUUUAAUUGGAACUACUUUCUACAGACAAAAAAAAAUGGCCCUCAUGAAAUGUAUUUUUUAGAUGUAAUUUUCCAGUCCCAUAAGCACAAUUGAAACUCCGUUCACUUGCAUUUUGUGUAGUAUUUAGCAUUUGGGUUGCAGCUGAAGUUGUAAGAUGGAUAAAACCUGGGUGAUGAUUGUUUAUUAUGUACUGUAUACUUAUAUUUUUCCCUAGUUGGCAAUCAUCUCUGUAAAACUUUCUGCAUAAGUACACAAACAAUUCAAAUUCGUAUCACUGAAUUUAUCCCCAAGGGGCAAUUCAGUUUGAAAUACAUGGGUCACAGCAAAGGACUAGACAUUUAACACAUUCACUAAACAAUACAGUACACACGCCUGUCAAUGUGCAGGACAGCGGAAGGGUCCAGUCAUUAAGUGCAGUAGUGGCAAGUGCAAUAGUCACAAUAAAUAAGUGAAUUUAAAAAAAGGAUUUAAAAACCUAAAGAGUAAAAAACAACCAUGUACACUAUGCAUUAUCACCAUAGACUGUAUGUAGAAUGGACGCCGUCUGCCUCCUCGCUGGGUGAAGCCACUCCAAGAACAGCACCCUCUGGUGAUAGGCUGCAGUAUAGGUCAUAAAUCCCACCUCCACCAGCAAAGCUUAUGGAGCUGUGGACAAACUUUAGAAAUUAAUUAUACAGAACAUACAUUUUUCUCCCCCCUGCUUGCGAUGUUGACAUGUAGUUAUUGUAAGACUGGUUUGUGCUCAAGUCCUCUUUUUUCUGUACAGCUACGUUUUUAAAAGUUAUUAGGGGGUUCAUGUUUGCUAAGAUUGCUACCUGAUACAGCCUAUGGGCGUUCUGGGAUUGCGUCGCUCUCCUGGGGGUUACGCUGUUUGAGCCGAAAUCAGUUGGGACUUUGGAUGACAACACCUGUGGCGCUGACCGGCCCAUACUCAUUUUUAAAAACAGAGGUUUACAAAUGCUUUGAGAAAUAGUCAUAAAGCACACGAGCUUCAGUACUUGAAAAUAAAAACAAAAAAGCACAAAUCAAGGCUUCAGAAUUUGAAGGCCAUUUUUUAUGUCAUAAGGAACCCAGACAAUAUAAGAACCAACAUAAAACAUAGCAACAUAAUUAAAAAUUAAUGCAAUUAAAAAGGGUGUUGAAAGCAGAAAACAGGAUCGCAAUUAUAAAAAGACAAUAUUAAUAAUUAUAAAAAAUAAGUAAAUAAGCGAGAUCGAACAAUAAAAAAGCCAAAAAGUUUAUUUAAGAAAAGAUUAAAAGUGUAAAUAAAAGUGAAAAUGACCAUCAACCCAAAACAAGAUAGAGAUCAAAGAGAACAAGAUAAAAGAUGGCAUCACAUCAAAGCAAGUCUGUAAAAGUGAGUUUUCAAGAUUGACUUAAAAGAAGCGACUAGUUCUGCACGCUUUAUCUCCUCUGGCAGGUUGUUACAAAGUCGCGCAGCUCUGAAACAGAAUUCAUCAACACCUUAAAUUAAAACAUUACUAUCCUUUCUUAAUCUAAAAUCAAACUCCACAGCUUAGCCUGCAUCAUUUUCUAGCUAGCUAGAACUUGUUAGGAAGUUUCUCAGGAAGUCUUAAGCAGCAAUCGAGAACAUUUUGGGUGCUUAAAGUUUUUGUUGGGCACAGUUCAGCAUUUCUGACAGCUCACAUAAUUGCAGCACAAUAAACAAAGGCUUGAAAAUAGAAGCUGGAUUAUAUAGCUCAUACUGACCCGUUUAAGAUCUCUUGAUCGGCCCUAAUACCAGUCUUGGCUCCUGACUUUCAUUAUUCAUAUUACAACCAAAUAAUCCGAUUUAUGAUAAUUCUACACUUUUAGACAACAAAGCUGAGAAGAAACCGUAGAUUUAUAAGAUGUAGAAUUGUAUGGAAAGUGACAUUUAAUUGGAUUUUAGAGCAUGACUGGCUUUGGAUAAUGUUUUGGUUUGGAUUUUAAUGCUCACCGUUGUUGUUAGAACUACUUUGGCUGGCCUACCAAUAGACGUGUACUCUUUUAUAAUUGCAAUUUUUGAAUUCUCGUGCAGGUUCAUAUGUAUGCGGGGUUUGUGGGAAGAAGUACAAGUAUUACAACUGCUUUCAGACACACGUCAGAGCACACAGAGGUAAGACACUUAACCAUGGACACAAAAGUAUUGAUUUCACUCUGGUUUUUCUUCUUUUGAAAUUGAGGUCCCUGAUGAUUCUUUCUCGAGUAUUUUGGGCGUUUGAACCGUUUUUGCAUGAGAGAUAUUAAUUUUGACGAUAGAUGAAAACUGCCAGAAAAAGUGAGCGUGCAUUCUUCUAUUCACAGAUUUCUCUAAGGCUGACUAUUUUUCCCCUAUAGAAUCAGAGAGCAUGGUUGCAGAUGGUCUACCCCAGACGCCCAACAGUGAGUACAGUUCUGCACACUCAUUCAGUGAACACAUUGAAGUUUAUAUGCAUGCCAACACAAGCUGUUAAUUCCAUGCAUGGCUCAUUUAAUUUAAUAGACAUCAUGUUUGUGCACUUAGGCUUUUUUCAUCAGUCUACUGAGUUUUUAAUUGCAUAUAAUAGACAGCAACCGGUGUACAAUUUGGUCAAUGCUUUCAGCUGGUAUUGACCUAUGAAAAACAGUUUUGAAUUGGCAUAUCUAUUGUGCCAGAAUGCAAACUUUGUUUACUGAACACCAAUGAUUUGGUGUUUUAUAAAUGGUGUCAUUAUGAUGGCUAAGUCUUCAAUACUUGCAACACUGUCUGCAGCACAUUAAGCAGAACGCUGAGUGGUUUGAGUAGUGUUGCGUGAUCAUAGCAGCACAUGUUUUUCCAUGUAGAAAAGAUUUGACUAGAAGCCUCAGAAAUUCACAAAACUGGCUGCCCUUUUGGUGUCCAGGCUUUUCUGCUAAAACUGUUAUAUAUAUCAGAAACCUCAUAUGUCUUUAAUUCGAGAGGAUUUGUCUCUAAGUGACUCAGCAGGCUCAAAUCUGUAUUAUUUGCUCCCACUGUCCUUUGUCGCUCCCAUCAGUCUUGUUUGCUCAUUAUAGCUGCCUUCCAUGGGUGCCGUCUUAUUAUAUAGUAUCUGUAAGGCAAUAUCCAAGUCAACUUCAUCGUUUCUGGCUCAAUCAUAGCCAUUGUGGACACAAUGUUCUCAUUAUCCCAAAGAUAUUUUGCUGAUAAAAUUGGCUCGGGUUACACUUUAACUGAAUUAUCUCGGCAGAGCCAAUUUUCGACUGUGUCCUCACAGCCGAAAAAUGUCACACACUGGACCCUCGCUGUCAGCAGCACCUGUCCAACUAAGGUUAACCUUAAACUAUUGUAAAAAAUAAUAGGCUUUUUGCAGGCUUGAGUAUGUUGCUCCAGUGUUUAAGGGGCCUGUAUUUAUCAGGCAUCUUAAAAAUCCCUCCCAGGAAUCACAGCGAAAGUUUGAUUAGGACUAAAAAUACUCCUACCUCAGAGUAGUACUUGAGGGUUAUUUAUAAAGCUUCCUCCACGCACACCCAGCAAUCAUUACAUGAAUGUGCACAUCACUUAAAGGCAGCAGUAUCAACAUGGCAGGAAUAAAAGAAAGCAACUCUUUCACAGUAGUAAUUGUUUUUAGUUGUUUUAGGAGUACAAACAGUUUUUGACUGAAAAGCCUGUGACAGUGUUAAUAAGUAGGCCAGAGAGAGUGCUUGGCAAAAUGCUGAUAGAUUAAAUUCUUAGGAGGAGGGAACAUGCUGUAACGCAUUUUUGGUUGAUGCGACAUAUUUAGACUUCCUUCUUGAUAAUGACUGGCAGGCCAAUUUAAAAGUGUAAUUUUAAUAUAAUUUACGUUCAUGAGACGUCCAAUAGCCCUUUAAAAACGAGGCAGUGAUCAAACAAAAAACAAACUGAGGCUAAUUAUAACUUUUUUUUUUUUUUUCCAAUAAAAAUUUGUCAUAGUUUAAUAAAGAGAGAGAUUACCUUAGAAGGAAAUGGUCUGCAUGUCAGUGAAAGAAGAUUAAAGCUGAGGUUUAAGGCAGCAAAGUAAAGAUAUGGCAUUACUGUAACCUUGACUUUAAGCCGACUUAACUCCAGAUUUGUUAGUUAUGAUUCAUUUAUAAAGCAACUUUCUCCGAAUCACUGCAAGCACACACUUCUAAACCAGGGAAGGAAAAAAUAAGCCAGGACAACAAUAAUCCUGGAUUUCCAGUGAUUUCUUAAGUAUUUUCCAGUUAAAGAAGUAAGGGCAUGAGAACAUUUAAAAAAAAAAAUCAGAAGACAACACAUGCUGUGGUGUUGUGGGGGAGUUCUGGGAGCUGAAAGAGAGUAUUUUGAGAGCUCUGCUUGAACAAACUUUGUUUAGUUCUGACUUUGUGGGUGUUGGGACCAAAAACAAACCCCUGUUUAAAGAAUUGAAGGGAUUUGGCAGGGCUUUGUUGCUUCAGGUAUCUGUGAAAUGACACAUUUUUAUCCAGAAUUUCAUGUUUGACUAAGAACACUACAGCUUGAAUCACAUUAAAUAUAUUUUACUUUAAUAUAAGAUUUUACAACUCAUGCAUUUUUGUACAGCCCCAACUUCAACUCUCAAAAAAAAGACGGUAGGCUGUGUGGAAAACUGAAUUUAAUGGUUUGCGUAUAAUUUCAGCUCUGUAUCAAAUUGAAAAAAGUGCAGAGACAACAUAUGAAAAAUGUUCUUUUCUGAAAAAUACAUCCUGUUUUUAAACGUGAUGCGAGUAACGCAUGUCAGAAAAGUUGGGACAGUUGCAUGUUUUCCAUUGUAUUGCAUCACCUCUUCUUUUAACAACCCUCUGCAAAAAUAGGCUCAUUUUGAAUUUGGUGCUGGCAACACAUUUCAAAAAAGUUGGGACAGGGGUUUGUUUACCAUUGUGUUGCAUCACUUCUUCUUAUAAAAACACUUUGUAAAGGUUUGGAACUGAGGACACCAGUGAAAGUAUAAUGUUGUCCCAGUCUAGCCUGACAUAGGAUGUCAGCUGCUUAACAGUUCAGGGUCUCCUUUGUUGUAUUGGUUUGUUUCAUGGUGUGCCAAAUGUUUUCAGUGGGUGAGAAGUUAAGGCUGCAGGCAGGCAGACCACUUGAGCAACCGGAUUCUCCCUCCACUGUGGACCCACACUGUAGUUUGGCAUUGUUUUGCUGAAAUAUACCAUGUUCUCCCUGAAGAGGCAUUAUCUAGAUGGGAGUGUGUGUCACUUCUAACUUGUAUAUAUUGUUAAUGGUUCCUUCGCAAACCAUCAAAUCAGUUUUUCAAAACAGGUUAAAUUUUGCACUGGGGGUGGGAAUCACCAGUGGCCCCAGGAUAUGAUAUUAUCACGAUACUUGGGCGACGAUACGAUAUUAUCACGAUGCCUGGGGUGACGAUACGAUAUUAUCACGAUACUUGGGUGACGAUACGAUAUAAUCACGAUACUUGGGCAACGAUACGAUCACGAUACUUGGUUGACGAUAUGAUAUUAUCACGAUACUUGGGUGACGAUACAAUAUCAUCACAAUAGUCUGGCCACGAUACGAUAUUAUCACAAUACUUGGGCCACAAUACGAUAUUAUUGCGAUUUUUAACAUUUUGAGUAUUGCGAUACGAUAGAUUCCCCAGGUGCUGCUAUAUUUGUUGUAAUAACUUUCUCCGGCUCUAUUAUGUCCCCUCUGCUGUCCUCACUGGACAAACAGUUGAUUUUAUUUUUCCAGUAUCAUAGAAUUUAGUUCAUAUUAACAAUUAAUUUGAAAAAAAUCGAUACUUAGUCAAUGAGACGAUACAAUAUAUCACCAGCCAAAAUAUCGCAAUGCUAUUCCAUAUCGACUUUUUCUCCCACCCCUAUUUUGUACCCACCUCAGUUCCUUCCUUUGCUGCUUCAACAGAGUGGCUCUGUUUCAAUGGCAGUAGGUUUUUAAAAACCUGGCUUUGUCUUAAUCAAACUUUUUAGUCCAAAUUUCAGCAUACCUUAAGAGUUUUAUUUUUUUUUCCGAGGCUAAAUAAACAAAAGAGAAAUACCUGAGAGAAAGCCGAUUCAUUCUGCUGUGAAAAAGAAAAUGAAUACGCCGCUUUCAGCUAAUUAUCAGUGUACUCCGUGAUCAAAACUUGUCCUAUUGAUUGAGAAAUCAAAGGAAAAAAAGGAUGUGUGUUCAGUUUUGUGAAUUUGUAAAAUGUCGACUGCACUGGUAUUUGAAUGUAAGGUAUGUCAGUAUAAAAUUUUAUGUGGUUUUCUCCAGCCUUUUUUUAAUUCUAAAACAUUUCCUAUUCAUCCUUCAAACCCAGCGACAAAAAAGAAUAAAACAUCUCUGCUUGAACCUUUCGUCAAACAGCUGAAUAAGAGGACAUUCAAGGUUGUCAAAUCUUGAACUUGACCUUGUCUUGUUGUUCCUCUUAAUACAAGAAAAUAAAGGAAGAAGAGCCUUGUUGCAGAUUUGGCUUGUCUUUUAAGUGUCCUUGCCGUCUCUUUGACUAUUUAUGCGUCUCUCUAUUCAUUUGUGCGCUGUAACCUCUUACUAUAGAGACACGUACAUACAGCCAUAAGCAGGGAUGCAUGCUGUUACUGUAUGUUUAAGAUAUGUCUUCACUUCCAAUUUUUAUACUUAAAGUCAGUCAGGGACACUAAUAAAGUAGAUUUGAAUGAUUUGCAACUCAAAAAACUCCUCAUUUAUCCUUUACUGUAAUCUGUGAAAACCCUCAUUUCAGCGCUAUUCAGUCUGCCUGAAAUGCUCCAUUUUGGCUGCUCUUUCGGUGAUUUGAAGUUAGACACAGCUUGCAGGUGUUUCUUUUCACACAGGUUUGAAGUCAUGAAACGACAUAAGAGUUAAGACUUUACAGAAAAUAUGCGCAUGCUAGCUCCCUUUAGCUGUACAUUAAUGUGCAGUUUUCUGAGACAUAUUGAAUCAGAUGCUUGGGAGCUAAAUUUCCUUGUUUUCUGUUUAGUUUAAUUUUUAGUGUAAGCCUUCAUGCGGUGCGGGCUGGAAGAUGGCUCCUAUGAAACCAUUUAUGUUUGUUUUUUUGAUGCCCCCUUGUAUCACACUGGCACAAUACCACUUUCAGUACUGUUAUUUUGAUUUAUAAAGCAUUGUCAGGGUCCAGUCCAGAGCAGGAUAACAUUUUAGCUAGUUUUCAUUAAAAUAAUAAAGUAUAAAUGACUCAUAAAAAAUAUUAAUUAAAAAACAGAAGCGAUAGAGAAAACAGAUUUCAUUGAAACUGAAAAAGGAUAUGUAAAUCACAAAACCAUUUCAAUAACCAACUAUUAGAAAUAUUCAUGUUUAGUUAACCGCAGUAGUAAGUCUCUACUACCUGGAUGUGAACAAAUGCAGGGGACAUCUGUGGUUCAAUAAGUCUGACAACAUGGCUGAUUUUAGGAAUUAAAAUAUGAGGACGUAGUUCUGGUUGUAUUUCUGCAGCCAGUCGAAACUCGCAAUAGCUGUGGGGUUUUUUGUGUGAUAAACUUCCCGUUUAUUUUGGUCAUUUUGGUUUGACCAGCGCCAUCAAGCUGUUGAAUCAGCAUCUCCGUGUGACGCAUGGAUUAUUUUUGCAAAAAGUAGUUUAGCAAGUUCUGAAUAUUUUGUAAAAUAUAUUCAAGUUCAUUGACUUUUUGAAGAUGCAUCUUUAAAAUUAUGGAAGCAAUUGUGACUCAUAUCUUAAAUUCAAAAGCAUAAGCAGAAAUGCUUUUUCAUUUCAAAGUCAUGGCAGCACUAUUUGACUCAAAAAUAAAAAUCAAAAGCAAUAUUCCAAAAUGCAUUUCAUUUUCUUCUUCAAGACUGCUCAUUCCAUGACUAAAUUAAAAAGAAAAAGCAAAACACAUUGAACAUUUAAUUUUCAAAACAUUCUCCAGCAAAAAAGGUAUCAAAACUCAAUUUGCAAUGUCAAAUUGAAAAUGAAAAACCAAACUCAGAAAUGCUUUUUCGUUUUCGUGCUCGCACCGCAAAAAGUGUCUCAUAAUUCAAUCGGAGUUCGCCAUCUCAAGUGGCGCCGGAAAGUGACGUCACGGACCCCACUCAUUCUGGCCCCUUCUGGCCGAUAGGGGGCAGUGAAUCCGUGUAUCAUUGAAUGAAAUCAAACCGUGGAUCGCGGCUAUCUGUUUCAUCACUGAUCGAUGGAUUUGGGAUAUUUUGCAAAUAAAGGGCCAUAAACACAGUGCGAAACAGACAAAAUGAUCAUAGAGAUGCCUUAAAAAUACAUGGCACAGAGACAGAAUCACUGCAGUCUCUGUCCAUGUUAACCUGUGACUGUAUGCAGAUGUCAGCGGUGUGUCAGGUGUGCUGGUCCUUUUACUCACUCACUUACAGCACGGAGACUCACUUUCCGGCGCCACUUAAGAUUGCGAACUCAGAUUGAAUUAUGAGACGCUUUUUGAGGGGCGAGCACGAAAACGAAAAAGCAUUUCUGAGUUUGGUUUUUCUUUUUAAUUUUGUCACAGAAUGAGCAGUCUUGAAGACGAAAAUGAAAUUGCAUAUUGGAAUAUUGCUUUUUAUUUUUAUUUUUGAGUCAAAUUGUGCAGCAGUGACUUUGAAAUGAAAAAGCAUUUCUGCUAAUGCUUUCUCAUUUCCGAAUUUGACAUUUCAAAUUGAAUUUUGUUACCUUUUUGCUGGUGAAUGUUUUGAAAAUUAAAUGUUAAAUGUGUUUUGCUUUUGCUUUUUAAUUUGGUCACAAAAUGAGCAGUCUUGAAGAAGAAAAUGAAAUUGCAUAUUGGAAUAUUGCUUUUUAUUUUUGAGUCAAAUAGUGCAGCCAUGACUUUGAAAUGAAAAAGCAUUUCUGCUAAUGAUUUUGAAUUUGAGGUAUGAGUCACAAUCGCUUCCAUAUAAAAUACCUUGGGUAGUUAAUUGAGCAAAACGGUCAAAACUGACGCGAGAAACUUAUGAAGUUGGCGCUGUGCUGCUAAAUUAGAAAACAUUUGCCGCAUGGGCAUUAAAGGUAAGGGGCCUUCUGCUGGGGCAGUGUAUGUCAGGCGUACUGUAUUGACAGAAAGCCAAAACACGAAGAACAGUAAUUAGAAUAUGACUUUUUUUCAUGCCGUCAGUCUCAUCCUUGCAAUUCUCUCUACGCAACAGAUUGUCUUCAGAGAGGAUUUCUCUGAGUUGUGCCUGAGCCAGAAUCACUGUAGGUGUUCUUGUCAAAAGCCACCUGGCUGCACAAUUCUUCCUAUUGAAAUAAAAUUAGCAGGAGAAGAACAUGUAAUCUGCGGCCUUAUGUCCUCGCACUCUCUUUAUAGAAGUAUUCACAGAAUGGGCAACAAACAGUGGAGUGUCAAGUGAAUACAUAAAUACUUUGCUUUCUUUAAAACUCUUUGUUAGUAUUAGAAAGAGAUUAAAAUACAAAAUUCAGUCUUUUUUGUUAAUUUACAUUUAAUUAAUUUUCUUAAGUUUUCUAUGUGUGUUUUUUUUAAGCAUAUAAUUAAAGAAAUAAUGAAAUCCUUAUUACCUCUUCUCUCACUGUACCCCAGGGAUUCAUCAGCCGAUUUGUCUUGUUUAUCUGAUCUCAUCUAGUUCCCUCUGUCUGUCCCAGCACAAUCCAAUCUGUUCCUAUGCAUUUUAAUCUUCCUGUGUUUGUUCAUUUAUCCAUGUUUCUAAAGUGCAGAAUGAAUAUAAAAAGAAAUAGACAUUGUGUGGGGGAGAUGAUGUUCAGCUGCUGUUUUCAACUUAUUAAAUUGCUGCGUGUUGGGGUGUCACUGAAGUGCAUGCUCUGUAGCUGUAACAUCCAAGGUUCGGUUCAAACAAAUCUCUCUCUGCUGAAAGUUUUUUAUUAUUUAACUUUUAUAUCUACCCUGCAAGCAGUUCUUAAUUCAAUCAUUCAGAGAGUUCGGCUUGUCAGAGUGUAGCCUUCACUGCCUGCCUGCCUGCCUGCCUGCCUGCCUGCCUGUGUAUCAGUCACAGUUAAACAAUGCUGCUCUCUCUUUCAUCUGCUCCUCUGCAGGUAGCUUCCGUUACUCCUGUGACAUCUGUGGCAAGAAGUAUAAAUACUACAGCUGCUUCCAGGAGCACCGUGACCUGCAUGCAGUGGAUGGUAACCCAGAGUUUUGCAGAAUUGACACUUGUUCUUUUUUUCUUUUCAGUCCUGAACUGGAAAGUCAUGUAUAACUGAACUUCCCAUUUCACACUUUGCUCUCACUACAGAAUUUCUAUUUCUUGCUGAAGCAACUGAAGCCUAGUGGCAUGCUAAAGAGGAAUGGAUCCAAAAAAAGAGAAAAAACCCUUCAGCCUUUAUGAAAAACAAGAAGCCCCAAAAUAUGUAUUAAAUGAGCACAAGCUUGACUGCGAGGGUGUAUAUUUAACUCAAUUGAAAGGCAAUAUCGGCUUGACAGUUCCAGGACCAAUUUUACCUGAAGUCAGUCUGUGGUAAAGUGUUCAGACAGGCAGGUUCUCACUUCAGAUGGGGUUGUUUAAAACCUGCUAUCUUACACUAGAACAUCACUCCUGGCAAAGUCAUGAGAAAGACAGUAGAAGUAUUAAUAUGUGUGAUAACAGUGGCUACUGUCUGUAAGAAGACAGGAAAGACAGGUGCUUGGGUUUCCAAGUUUUUGUAUUGCAUGUUUUUUUUUUAUCUUAAAGUAUCAUAUUAUUAGAUAAAUGAUGGUUUUUAAACCAACCCCUAUUUCAAAAUAGUAAGGUUGCUGUUAAAGUAUGGUGCAAAGUUAACAUAUCAUGUGUUGAAACUGAAAAAUGUGUUCUCAUUUUAAAUUUGAUGCAAGCAACACAUUUCAAAACAGCUGGGAUAGUGGCAUGUUUACUGUCGUGUUGCAUCACCUCUUCUUUUAACAACACUCUGGUAAUGUUGAGGAACCGAGGACAUCAGUUUCCAGAGUUUUGAAAGAGUGUUUUUUACAUUCUUACUUGAUGUGAGAGUAGUUCAGGGUCCUCUUUGUUGUAUUUUUUGUUUCAUGAUGCACCACAUGACUAGUCAGCUUUGCAGGUGGGACAGUUGAGCACCGAUACUCCUCUUCUCUACAGUAACCCAUAGUGUAGUAAUACCUGCAGGAUUUAGUUUGGGAUUGUAAUGCCAGAGUAUGCAAGGUGUACACUAAGAGAGGCGUUGUAUAGAUGACAGCAUAAGCUGCUGCAAAAGCUUUUCAUAUUUUGUAUAUUUUUCUUUAAUGGUAUAUUGUAUAAAAAUGGUACCUUAUCAGAUGUGUAUGCUCCCAGUGCCGUGAGCACUUAAGUAUCCCUAUACCAUCACUCUUAUUGGCUUUUAAAUUGUGCACUGAUAAGAAGCCUGCAGCUCUCUCUUCUCUAAAUUGGAGGGUGCAGCGUCCAUCAUUUUCAUCUAGAGUAUUGAAUUUUGCUUUUUCAGACUGUACAACUUUUUCCUACUUUGGCUCAGCCAUGACUUUGAAAUGAAAAAGCAUUUCUGCUAAUGCUUUUGAAUUUUCAAUUUGACAUUGCAAAUUGAAUUUUGUUACCUUUUUGCUGGUGAAUGUUUUGAAAAUUAAAUGUUAAAUGUGUUUUGCUUUUUCUUUUUAAUUUAGUCACAGAAUGAGAAGUCUUGAAGAAGAAAAUGAAAUAGCAUUUUGGAAUAUUGCUUUUUAUUUUUAUUUUUGAGUCAAAUAGUGCAGCCAUGACUUUGAAAUGAAAAAGCAUUUCUGCUAAUGCUUUUGAAUUUGAGAUAUGAGUCACAAUCGCUUCCAUAUUAAAGUCUCCAAGUAGAUGGUUUUACCGUCAUGAAUUGGCAUGAAGUUGCUUAAAGAAAAAAAUAUUCCUCCUUAAUGUCAUUAGUGAUUAAAUCCUAAAGUCGUUUCUUACCUUCCUCUGUUGUGGGUUAUGAAUACAGCAACUCUUCCUCCAGCUCUUUUCUUUCUAUUUAAAAAUGCUCGAGUGUACUGGGGCACAUUGUAGAAGUCAACAUUUUCACCAGAAAGCCAAGUUUCUGUUAAUGCAAUGACUGAGAAUUCAUGUUUUAGCGUUGACAGGAAAUGUAUAAAUGGAUUAUUAUUCUUCGGAAGGCUGCAAAUGUUUCAGUGGAUUCUAGACAAAAACAUUGGGCUUAUUGGAUACAUUACUGUUCAGCAUGUGAAAUUCCUCUUUGUUAUAAUAUUUACAUGUAUUAGACUCUCUGUUAAAUCCAUUAAAAGGUUAGCAUCAGGGUCAUGUGAGUUGAUACAGUCCAUUUGUUAUUUGUAGAGAAUGAGUUGUUAGAUUCUGUCAUGAAUUUACUCACACAGUCUCUCACAGAGUGGUGAACCUCUCCUUAUAUUUACUUCUGAAAGACUCAGCCUCUCUGGAGUCAUGUUACCAACCUGUUGCGUGUUAUUCUAAUUAGUCAAGAGGUUUCCACUGGAUGUUUUUUUAGCAUUACACAACUUCUUCAGUGUUUUAUUGUCCCUGUCCCAACUUGUUUGAAAUGUGUAGCUGGCUUCAAAUUUAAAAUGUUUAAAUUUUCACAGAACAGUGACAUUGCCACAUUUUAUAUGUUGUAUUUGUACUAUUCUAAACUAAUUUGCAAAUCAUCACAAUCUGAUUUCAACAUUUAGAGAGUCCCAACUCUUUUGGAGUUGGGGUUUGUUUUUUCAUAGAGCUUCCAUCCCUUAUUUUGAUAAGGUUGAGUUUUCGCUCAGUCUCUUCCUGCCAUCUCUUCUUCCCUGUCUCUCUCAGAUCCAUAUGAACAGGUAGUGUUACCUGUGGAUGGCCUUAAAGAGGAGGAGCCUGUUGAACCCUACCAGAAAAUUGGACCAAGUAAGACUGUCUGAUGCACUUCUUUAGUUAGUGGCACACGUAUUCAGAGCAAAGCAAACAAGUAAAGACCAAUUAGGAUUUUUGCACACAUUGUUAUUUUCUUGUGUUUGUUUUGUUGUAUUGUUCAGGGAAUAUUUCGAGUGGCCAAUCCUAAUUUGAACUUUAUCUGCUUGCUUGGCAUUAACAAUCUAAAACAGGUUUUUAGUUGCCUUCAUUCCUUUGAUUACUCUCAACAUGCCAUACAACUGGACAUGCAAAGAUCACCUGUGUCCGAUCAAGUCAGGUCAUUUUUAUUCAGUCCAUUGGGCACAAUUUGUAAUGAAUGACCCUAAGUCAUGGUUGUGAUCCGUUUAGCUAAAACAUAAGCUAAGCAUAUGAGCUAACUCCACACUGGAAAGGUUUCAGAACAUGAGUCCAAAAGUCCUCCUUCGCAGGGGAAAAAGCACUCGCCCACCUCCGCAGAGACCGCGGGUUCAACCGACGGCAGCGGGUGUCCCUUCAAACACAAUUGGCAGUGUUCGCAGGUGGGAAGCCUGCACUUGUCACUGCACUAAUUACUCCUAUUGAUUGAGGGGGAUAAAAUGAACCUCCAUGCACUAUGCAGGGAGGCCCCUUGUUUUUUUUUUUUUUUCUGAUACUGAGGCAUUGCUAAACCUAAACUCUCAGAAUGAUCAGUUUGGAAAAGAUCAAAUCACCAGCUCCUUCUUCUCCUCCACCUCUUCUUUUCUGCUUCCUAGACAUUAUUAACCAUCUGAAGCUGUCUAAGAUUUUUACACAACUAAUCCAACAAACUAGAUCUUAACUGAAUCAGCUCAGGUUUGUCUUGCAACAUGAAUUUACAUGAAAUUGCUGUUUUGAUUGUGUGCUUUCUUGUCUGCAGAAACAGGGAGCUACGUUUGCGAGUACUGUGGGAAGCAGUACAAGUACUUCAAUCCGUACCAGGAGCAUGUUGCUCUGCACACACCAAUGGGUGAGCCUGAUAUGUUAGUUAUUAAACAAUACUUUGGAUUACAAGAUAACAGACCUUCUUUGUAUUGUAAAGUAAUGUAAGAAGAGAUAUUUGAGCCUGUACAGAAAUUCUACUGUAUUAAAAUACAUCAGCGUUUUGGAUUUUGUUUUUGUGUUUACAAUGUCUUUGUGAGGAUAAAAUCAGUAUUUUCAUAUCUGAAGUCACUGGUCUAAGGCAAAGCUUUGAGAUUUAACUGAUUCUUUGAAUGUGUCUUUGAUGUAGGCUCCUUUGAUUUGAAGGCGUCACGGGUACCUGAAUGUGGAAGCAUUGAUAUGAGUAAAUUUGGCCACAGCCCAGCUGCUAAGAUAAAAAGUAAGCACCAUUUCUUUUAUCCAGCGUUUUUUUCAGUAGUUUGUUCCAGUGGGCAAGGUCUACAUCCUUCACGAUCUAUAUACUUCACACACUCAGAGCUUCUGCCUGCUAGAAGAAGCAGAAGCUGGUUUAAAAUUGAACAGAAAGCCUCUAUCUUAUGCACCUUCAAAGCAGUUGUAGGGUUUUUCCCCCCCUCUGCCUGGGGCUGUUUAUUACAUUAAGGGAUCAUAUUCUAUGUCUUUUAUUGCUGAUGCAGAACUUGAUUUCUUUCACAUUGACUGAGGAUGCCAAAAUGACAAAGUGUGAUCGUGUUUAAAAGACCAAAGGACAUAAUUGAGCGUAGAUUGAUAAUGAUACCAACCUUGAUGACCAUAAUUGAAACACAAAACAUCUAUUUCCUUUACUGUUGAUUAAAGCCUUUAAACUAAUAUCUUUAAAAUGGUGGUUUUAUUGUUGGUGCUCACAAUACUGCAGAAGUGCAGCCUGUUUAUGUGGCUGCUGACACAGAGAGGUUUGAGGGCAGGAACCGGCACAGUAAUAUCCCAGACCUGCUGUUAGGGUGUGUUAGAAAUUCAUAAGAGCAUAGCUCACUAUGACUGAAGCGUGUUACACUGAGCGAGUGGAAACAGGAUUUAAGCGAACCACUAGAGAUUGAGUUUAAGGUUCUGGGUCACCUUCCCGCUGUAUUUGUGGCAACCUUGCAGGAAACGAUCAACCUUUAGGGGAUAGUAGCGGUAAUUGCACAGUUGCAUUGAUAAUGCAUUAUGAAAUUUUUAUUCUUAUAAAUGUUUUGAGCGCUCAAUAUGUUAUCAUGAUAGAAAACACUGAAAAGUUUUCACAGUUACAAACAAAUUUUCAGUUGGACAGAAUAAAGUAAAAUCAAAUAUAAGGACAAAUGUCAAUUUUUUCUCUAAGCCUUUAACACGUGACUUUUUCCCAGGCUAUUUGAUAUCCUUGUGUCACUCAGAAAAAAUUAUUUAGGACAGCUGCAAAAGUUUUUUUACUAAGUGGUUCUGUAUUUUGUGGUUCAUGACACCCCCCCUCCAUCUUUCUGCUAAGAAGAGCGCUGCCAUAAAGAACUAUUUAAAGCGUGGCACACUCACAUGGUAGAAGUGGGUCAAAAAGAUGGAAUGAAGAGGAGGAAUUAAGCCCAUAUUUAAAUGUAAUACGAACAUUUGGAUCCGUUCGUCAAGGCUGUUAGCUGGAUUGAUUUGCACGCUGCGAACUUGCUAAGAUGAACAACUUGCAUGUCUCAGACUAGUCACUGUUGUGUGAGGUCACAUCUUCAAUAAAGACUGAAAUAUAAACGCUAUUAAUCAUUGGCUUGUCACUCAUUGUUCCCUCUGUGUUUUCACUCACAGACAGCCCAUUCAGGCGGAAGCUGGAAAGUGCAAUUCAGUCUAGUCUGGUUGACACAAACAGCUCGCAGAACUCAAGCGGUGAGCACUGAGUCACUUACUUAAUGUGGACGUUUGUGUACUUGUGAGGAAAUGUAUCAUUUCUGCUUGAACGGUGAAAAGUAUUUUCAGUUUCUUGGGCUGGCAACUGAGAUGGAGGCGGAGUAGAGGAUGUAAAGAGGUUUAUAUGACCUACCUUGCAUCAACUGUUACUAUAUAAAACUCAGUCUAAGAGCUCCAUUAUUAUUAUUAUUCCAGUCCAUACUCAGACCCUGAAAAUGGAGACCUUGUUGAAUAACAUGUUGAAUCACCUUUGGCUCUGAUAACAGCUGCCACAAAUCAAAGCAGUGACCCAAAAAUAGACUCGCAAUUAAAGAGCCCGAAAACACACUUCUUUCAACACUCUUGUUACUGUUAUGCUGUCCUACGUGAGCAAAAGACCCUGCAAAAGUUACACAUCUGUUAAAGUGUUCCCGACUAGAACUCUCUGCUCUUGUCUUUCUGUCUCUGACAUUCAUUCCAGUUUGAAGUUUGUUGGGAUUAAAGGUGAAGGGAGAGUAUUUCCGUGCUCAGAUUUGCUACUUUUGAAUUACAAUCUGAUGAUUGUGUGCUGUGAAUUUGUCUUUUUGGCAGGUCUGGACAAAGAAAACACUCUUAACUGAAAUAGAAACUGGUUUCCGAACACCUAAAAAUAAUACCUAAAGGAUGUGAAUAUUUUCAGACCUAACCUCUACGCUUGUUGUCAAAAGUGUUUAAAUAUUUAUUAAGAGUCCAAAAUGGAAAACUCUGGGGCUGAUUUUCUUCUGUCCUGUGAUAUUUGGUGCUAGAAGAUAGCUAAAACAGUCAGUGCUAAAGACACAGAGGUAAAGGGAAAAAAAGGAGAGAAAGGAGCAACAGAGGCAGGCCCUCUGUGCCUGCAGUUUUAACUCUAUUAUCCUCUUGUCCUCAGGAACUCCGAGCCCUCUGGUGGCCAGCACCUUCACCACAGCCCAGAGUAAGUCCAACCCUACCUGCCUAUCAAAACAGAAAAUAUGCAUGUUUUUUCCUUCUUGUUUUACCCUUUCUUUUUGGAAUGCCUCAGUUUUUGUUAAUCUGUCAUUGUUUGGUGAAAAUAGCGUCUUUUAAAAUAUACAGCAUGUACAGAUUUUCCAUAUUUAGCUUCAUUACAACACCAAAGCAUAGGAAGACUUGCCACAAGAUUUCCUUUUAGCGGACAAAGCGUGUUAAGAGGCUGCUAAAAGUCUUUUGAAUUUUUUUUUUAGUUAAAGCUGUACACAACACGUAUUUGUUUCCUGUCUUUGUUGGAGAAAAUAGAAUAGAAACUGUCGACAUCUUUGGGGAAAUUUAAAUAAAAAAAGAGGCCUGACAUUCAACAAAGUCCCAGGGUCAGAUUCACACAAGUGGUUGUUAUAACACAGUUAGUGCCUUAGGCUUCAAGGCCAUGGUUGCUGUUACUGGCAGAGUAAUAAACAACCGAAUCACAGUUUGAAGUCAGUGUCGGAAACACAAAUCACAGAAGCGAGAGACCUUUGGAAUUGGUGGAAGUGACUUUCAGAGUUGCUGAUAGAGUGAUAUAGAUGUAGGGAUGAUAGAUGCCACUCGAUGGAAAGAUUGGAAAGAUGCACAGUGUAUUUAUUUGCUGCUCUGACAAAGAGUCAACACUCUUCUGGGCCUUGUGAUCUUUUAGAACCCUACACUUGUGGUGCCUGUGGCAUCCAGUUCCAGUUCUACAACAACCUGCUGGAGCACAUGCAGUCCCACGCUGGUGAGUCCAUGACUACUACUGCAUGUUAAGCUCAGCAAAAGCAGACAAACGCAGGGAACAAAUGUAGAGUGUGAGCACACCUGGAGUGGCUGCAAUGCAUGUGAAGGCCUUCGAUCACAGUUUGUCCCAAGUGUUAAUAAUUAAUUGAGAUACAGACACAGAUUCUUGCAGCUCCUGUUUGUUGAGUUCGAAGGAAUAUUACUAAUGUAAGGAUGGUUGUUGCAGAUCUGGUUCUGAGGCUGCCGGGUAGGAUUUUUCCUCAGUGCAUCACACAUAUAUAACCUUAGAUCUGUAUACGCUGGGUGUAUUGUCACCUGAUUGUUUAAUCAAGUCUUCAAUUAGUUAGUAAGCAAAACGCCAGAAACAACACCAAUUCCAAUUUAAGGCAACCGAAGCUGAAAGUCAUGACAAAAAUUACCAAAACAAAAAAAGUGUGCAACUACCCUUCUCCAAGAAGCUGUUACCACCAAAUCUUAGUUAUUUAACUUGAAAAAUGAACUGAGUGCAGUUUGUUCAUUCUCUAUCGUUUACUUGGAUUCUUGAGUUAUCACCUGGGAGUCUUAAAAUACUGUUACUCAGGCCUCAGCUAUGAAAACAGAAAAACUUUGCACCUGUUAAUAAUAAAUCAGUUUUUGCUGUUAAACAUUUGCUCCAAAGCACCUCCUCUCAAUGACACACCCUGAUAGAUGGAUAGGAGUAUGAAAUAAGGAAAUAUCCCUGUUUAAAUAUGUCUUGUAAACUUGCAUGGUUAAUUUUAAAUGCAUUUUUAUCAAAUGUAGAAGCAGGCAGAGUAGUGUACUUUUUUUGUUCUUUUUGUUAAGUUGGUUUUCAACUUCUUAGUAACCUCUUAAUAACUAUUUGUUAUUCUUCAUAUUUUUGCCAAAACAUUCACAGUUUUCCCCUCUCUCUUACUCUGUAUCUCUUCAGCUGACAAUGAGAACCACACCAAAGGCGACUCUCCAAAAACCUCCUCUGUCUCUGGUCCUCAAGAGCCACUGUGGAGAGGUUCUCAGACUCAGGCCCCGGCCCCGGCCCAUCCCUCAGUUAAACUACAAAUCCAACCUCAAAGUAUCACCCAGAGAAAUCACACUGUCAGCCGUAAGCAGAUUAUUCAAAUACCUGUGUGCACAGAAUGCAUAAAAUAGUAAUUGAUUUGACUUCUUGAAAUAACAAAUGAAUUUAAUUUUCCUGUUUUUCAAAUAGAAGAAAGUUUGUUUUUUUUUUUACUGUUUCUAAUUAUGUCCAUGUCUGUCUUUCUCUCCAUUCAUCCACUGUUUUUCUUAACAGAGAAUAAUGGGCUACCUGAGAAGGAGAGACAGCAGGUGGCUGAGCGUCUCUUACGGGUAAUGUGCUCAGAUCUGAGCAUGCUCAGUGUGCUCAACAGCAAGGACUUCCUGAAGUUGGCACAGACCCUGGUGGAUACGGGUGCUCGUCAUGGAGCCUACUCCACCCGUGAUGCUUUCGGCAACAUGAGUGCCUUGGCACUGCGCCAGCUGCCCCGCAUGUACAACCAAGUCAAAGUCAAAGUCACAUGUGCUCUGGGCUCCAACGCUUCUCUAGGCAUCGCCGUCACCUGCCACUCCCAGAGCUCAGGUCCAGAUGCCUGCUACGUGCUAACAGCCUAUCAAGUGGAGGGGUCUAGGCUGAAGCGCUACGUGCUCGGUGUGAGGGAGGCCGAGCUGAGAGAGGGUCCUGAGCAGGUUCACCACUGGGUGCAGAAUGUGCUGUCUGAGUUUGUGAUGUCAGACAUCCGUACCGUGUACGUCUCCGAGCCCAGAGUGUGGGCAGCGGGAUUCGCAGGAUCUCCUCUCAGCGGCGGCCGAGGCAGGAUAUGCCUGCGAUGUGCAGGCUGUUCCCUCGGCGCUGUCGUCCAGGCCGUUCUCGGGAAGCGCAGCCUCCAAGCUCGAGGUCUUCACGAGUUAGCCGAGCUUCUCUCAACAUGCAGAGAUAUCGCCUCCUCCUCCACGCUGGCCCUUCGUGAGGAACAGUACACCAACACAUCCACAAGCACAACAGAGGAAGGUACACAGAGCAGCCCAGCACAAUGCCCCACCCCACCAUGCUGGGAUCGCACGGCUGAAGCACUUUUGCAGGUUCAUGCCCACUUUGAGCACAUUUGUGAAGCAUAUGGCCGCAGCAAGGCCACGGCUCCACUCCUCCAAGGUCUCAACAAGCAUCUGCUCGGUACGCUGGCCUGUCUGCUGGCUCCUCUGCGACUGGCAGCUCUUGAGCUGAGCAGCCAGAGGAGGCCCACCUUACAGCAGGUGCUGCCUGUCUACCUCCGCCUGGAGAAGUUUUUCACAGCCAAGGCCGGGGAGGCUGGAACUGGCACGGCUAGCAAACUCUGCCACUACUUCCUAGAAGCACUCAAGGAAAAUUUCAAGGUACUGUGCUGAUAUUAUUAGCUGUGCGUUUCUGCUUCGGGUGACACUGCAUGAAAAACAGGAAUGACUGAAUGAGAAAGCACAUCUGACCUGUCAUGUAAAGGGAUAUUCUGGCGUAAAAUUAAUUUAGGGUCAAUCAUCUCUUCAAAGAAAUGCAAUCAGACUGUGACGCGAAGGCAGAAGAACUAUUGCGUCUGCAGUGUAAAACGAUUAAUAUGGUGAUUAUUACUUCAAGGAAAUGAUAAAGAAAUGAUCAUAAAUGUUCUUCCAUGAGCUGCGUCACCCCGCUGUAGUCCGUAAUGGACUGGCCGAGGUCUCGCUACAGACAAGCGGCUGCUGGAAGAGAGUAGGUGAGUUGUGUAUAGUCUCUUUGCUAAAGAAAUCAGGCAAAGUUAAAAAGAUGUUUGGUGGCUAGUGCUAUGGCUGGGACCCUAUAUGUUCUGUUGAUGAAGUUAGGUGCUGUUCUGAGCAUCAUUUGUGGGUAUAGAGUGGCGUUUUGGUUGAGGUGUGCGUGUGGAUCCAUAGACCGCUGUGUAUUGCUACCGUGCGGUCAUUACUAAAGUUGGUAUAACUAGAGAAGCAAGUGGUCAGCAAUAUUCAUCUCUUGAGGGGGUGUCUAACUCGGUGUUAUGGUGUGUUUCACCCUAAAUUAAUUUUACGCCGGAAUAUCCCUUUAAUGCUUUCAUUUAGUACCUGGUGUCAUAGUUCAGUCCUCAAGCUAAAUGAAGACAGCCAUGAUAUUAAUUAAUGUAAUCGUAAACGUUUUUUCUAUUUCCAGGUUGAACGAGCCCACCAGGUAGCCAUGGUCCUGGACCCACAACUCAAGCUCCGUUCAGUGCCAGCCUACCAGCACGAAGACAUCAUUUCACGCGCUUGUGAAAUGGCUGCUGAAAACAGAGAUGGAGGUCUGUCCGGUGGUGGAGGUUCAGGUGGCGAAGACCGAGACACUGAUGGCCCACCAACCCCCAAAAUAAGCCGCAUAGAGGGAGGGGGAAAUAACGGCAGCACCUCGAGGGGAGGCUCUUCAUCUUGCACCAUGUCUGGUAACGGCGAUAGUCCCAACCAAGUCAGACAAGAGAUUUUUCAAUACCUGGCUGAACCUCUUCUCCAAGGCACACCUGACCUCUUGCAGUACUGGAGCUCAGCGGUUGGGGAGAAGUUCCCCAAGUUGGCUCGCCUGGCUCUGUGGCUGCUCGCCGUGCCUGCUGUGGGCAUCCGCAGCGAGUGUGUGACCGUGUGUGAGCAGAGCCUGGUGAUGAAGAGGAGGCAGCAGGUAACCGCAGAGGAGAUGAACAAACUUAUUUUCCUGCGCUCCAACAUGGGCUAGAAAAACCAACCCUAACCAACCAAACCUUCACCUCCAACCAAUGACUGAAGACUAUUAUUUAUAUACUGUAGGUUUAGACUUACUGUAAACUUAAAUGUGUUUGGAAACUAAUAUACUUCUCGAGACAAAUACUUACAGGAAACUCACAUUGUACAGGCCUCAAUCACCCAUGAAACAACACGGCUUAUUCCAUAUUUUCGUACGGAGAAAGGACUGUUGUCAAGUAAUGUGGAAAAAAGUAAGGGUGGAACGGUUGAUCUCAGCGUGUCCUGUUUUGUAUGCCUCCCACAGCUUGGGAUGCACACAUAAGCAGGAUCAGUUUCAGUCAUAUCACGGCCAGUAGUUUGAAUUACUCCAGCCUAAAGGCUACAACGCUGUUAUUCUCUCUGGAUGGCAACAUAUUCAGGUAAAGUUAGCUUUCACUGCUUGAAACUACUGUCAUAAGCCUCUGGAAACAAUCCUGCCAGACUAUAUUAAGAGAUUUAUAGCAUUUAGUGACUGUUGGAGACAGUAAGCUGGGUAAAAAAUGUUUUAGUUGGUGUAUGACAAAAAAUUCAAGUGGUGAAUCCUCACUGCCAAUGCACCUCUGACAAUGAACUAAACCAGGUUUAUGAUUUUAAUAUCAUGCAUCACCACAACAUAUUUCAACAUUUUCAGCCACAAGAAAAAUCAUCACAUCCAAGUCGAUGCUUGCUUCAGUGGCCUAAAUAUGUAGCUGUGCAUCAUUUGCAUGCGCUGCUCGGCAUGCAUUUUUCAUCCAAAGCAGCUGAUAAAAUAUUAAUGGUCAUAUGAUGUUUCCCUUUUUGUUUAUGUUACAAAUAGGGGGGAAAAAAACUUGUCUUUCUGAACCAAACUUAAAAGGGUCUUUAGCUGCUAGUUAUGCAAAUCAGAAAUCAGCUAGAUUUGCAAGGAACUGCCAGUGUCAUGCAGUUUGAUAAGACAAAAAAUCCAGCUUCGGUUUUUUGUUUUACUUUUUUCUGUUUUUUAAUAGGAAUGCACCAAUCAAGACAAUCAGGGUUGAUAUAAAUAUUGAUGUCAAGAUAAGAAACUCCGAUAGCUGCUUCUAAUAAUGUUUUUUUUUCUUAUUUAUCGAAGUUUUUCUUAUUUCUUACUAGUGAUUCCCACAUCUGGGCCACAUGCUCAACUUAACCUCAAUCACGAAAAACACUAGUAAACUUAGUAAUGGGGCCUUAGUAAUCCAGGCCUUUUAAUAUCUUUGAGUGGGAGUUUUUAAAGUGAUGUGCUCUUAAGAAGACUGGUGAUGGUGUUAUUUUCCAUCACGACGGCAGCAGGAAGGUGCAGUUGCUAAACUAUAGUGUGCUGUGGUCAAAAUAGCACAUGAUUAAAAAAAAAAAAAACUUUGAAUUUUGGCCUCAAUCUCUCCAGAAUAAACAUAUUAAUGCUGGAACUAUUUUAAAUCACAGAUAUGAAUAUGUAGAUAUGACAUGCCCCUUUGAGCUGCGUGCCUACAGCGAGGCUUAGCUACCGGGGGCAUCGUUUCCAUUAAAAGCAAUUCAUGUUCAUUAAAAAUGAACCAAAACUUACUCAUUUCUCAACCGAUACAGAACAUUUGGUUUAAAAACUUUGAAAAACAAAUGUUUAAUAAAAUGUUCUGUAUUAACAACAUACAUUUUGGUGUUGAAAAUAAAGUAAACCGGGUGAAAAUUGAUUAUAAAAUAAAUCAUAACUUGCUCAAUGUACAUUAAAUGUCCUUUUAAUAGGAACGAUGCCCACACCAAUAUGGCCGCCAUGUUGGCACGUGGCUUAGCGGGCUGCUACUGUGUGAAUCUAGUCUCCUAUAUAUUUAAAUAUGUCUGUGGUUUCGGUGCUCAAAACACGGGGGAAAGCAUUUCCACACAGCAACAAAACAAAAUCAGGUAAUAUAAAUAAAUUAAAGUAUAUUUGUGAGUUAUUACAACCCAGAAACAAUCAUAUGUCAUGACUGAUUAUUUAUGCUAUUUUGAGUAGUUUACUAAAUCAUUUCCAGCAAACAGAUAGCUAAGCAGUAGUAAUUGUGAAGUGGAGAACAAAUUAAAAGUCAUACUUAAUAUCGGCAGUCAGUGAAUGCAAAGGUAUUUUACCCGUAGGUGGAAAUUGACAACAGGGUAAGCAUUAACUUCUUCCAUUACUGUAUUUGUGCAUCUCUAUUGUUCACAUUUACAAAAAGGGCAACAUUAUACUGCAGUCAGCUCUGAGGAUUUCAUUUACUGUCACUGACUUCAGCUAAAACAGGACAAAAUAUUUCAUUGAUGAAACACUUCUUACACCUCGAGGCCAUACUGUCUGGUCUGAUGUUGAUUCAGGAAUAUCACAAUGUCACAUGCAGUCAAAUUUAGGUUGCAUCAAUACUCUGUUUAAAUACUGAAUCAUUUUUCCUUUACUUUCUCCAAAGUAAAGCAGCAGUAAUAUUAUUAUUAUUAGCCAUCAGUUUGUUAAGCUUGUAGGCAAGGAUUUAUUUCAUAAUUAUUUCAUAAUUACAUAAAUCCUUGUGUGCUUUCCCACUGUGCUUGCGCUUGUGUUUUUGUUUUUAAUGUUUCAAAGCUUAAUUACAGAAGACUUAUUCAAGGGAAAGUUAUUAUUUUAUUUAUUCUUCUCUCCUCACUUUUCAUUUUACUACAUACAUUGUCUUCCUCAUGUAAGCUUCAAAUGUCCAUUUUAUAGGCAAUAAGCUUUAUCCUAGGGCAUAUUUUCCAACUUAAUCUACAACAAAUGACUGUUCACAACACUCCUACAGGUCAUUAUUAAAGGUUAACUUUUUUUUUCUUUCUGUUUGUGAAAUGAACGGGAUUUUCUCAGGAAUGAGUGCACCCUAGCCGGCACCCACAACUCUUUUUCCUCACUGUACUGAAAAACACACCAAACUGUGACCUCAAAGCCGAGGUAUGAACUGAAUCGUGACUUUUUGUGAGACGUUCCACCCUGAACUCAGUUAGUGCCAUUCGCAACAAACGAGAAAUCAAAACAAACACAUCACUGAGGGAUUAUUGUUUUAUCAGGAUGAAGCAAAUUCUGCCAGUACAUUCACUAAAGUCAACACAUGCAUACGAAUGAAGUUACGUGGAGUUAUUUAUUUUUUUAUGGAUUGUAGUAUACAUUUACAUGAGAUGAUACCUCCUCAAAUGACUUGGAUGAAUGGAAAUUAUACUGUAAAUGAGUUUGUUGCCUUUGGUACUAAUCAGUUAAGUACUAGUUUGUCAUCUCUGUUUUUGGGCCUUAAGUCUCUUAGGUCUUGUGAUCACCUUAGAUCCUUCAGUCAGAGCCGACCUCAUGCCUUUUUAUUAUUAUUAUUAAUGGCCUUCUUUCUCCAUCUUUUCUGAAGCUUGUAUUUAUUUUGUUCUUUUUCACUCCAGUAGACACAAAGGGACUUAGGAUUGAUGGUGGGAAACAGUGUCCUCUGGUGGUCAAAUGUAGUCACGGACACCUGUGGUAUAUGACUAAUGCAUUACUCUGAAGUUCCUAACCUUUGGAAAGACUGAAUUAAUUUAACAUGUAUGCUGUUUUUUUUUUUCUUUUUUCUUUUUUUUUUUUUGACUCAUCUGCUGGUUGAAAAAAACAGGUCAGGAAAUACUGCAACAACGAAAUAACUCAAGCACAAGCACCCAUGGUUUUUAAAAAAGUUGUAUUCAAGUGUUUUAUCCUUUAAUAAUGUCUGAUUAUACUCUCCCGGUUUUGGAAAUCUACUAUCCAAUGUUGUUUGAUAUGUUUCUUAGAUCAAGUACAACUUAGUAUACAGUUGUGUUACACCUCUGCCUCAAUCUCUCGUUCAUUAUAGGUCUCAACCUGUAUGACAAACAAUUUCAGGCAUCCAUAGCUACAGUUAAUCAACACAUUUGUUUCUUAUUUAUGUAGCAGGAAACCGCAUCUAAAACAAGGAGGGGUAUAUCAAGAAGCAAGUUCAGAAGAAAAUCUGCAUCUGUGGGGCCUUGAGAGUUUUCAGUGUCACAAAGAUAUCUCUAUUUUGACCAGGCUAGGGCACCUUUACUGUAAAAUUUUAACUUGGACUGGGUUAAAUUCAGACAUUCUGCUUAAAAUUAGCCUUCAAGUGACGUCUGUUCACUAUUUGAUAGCUGCUGAUGUCCUCCAAGGAUUUAAUAUGGAAAAAAAAACAUUUGGAUCCAAAUCCACUUUGCUUUUAUCAGGUCAAGUAAUGAAACUAUUUUCAUGCAGUGUUGGAAAUAUUAGCAGUUCUUGACUAUAACUACGUAGAAGUUAAGUAUUAGAAUUAACAGGAGGUAUUGGGGGCAUAUUGGAUGGUAAAAUUGGUAAACCAAAGUUCAAAUGAACACAGUUACUGAUUUUUGCUUAUGUAUUAUUUAGCCCCAAAAUCUUGUCAAAGUUCAUCAUCAGCUCUUUAAGUAAGUUGCUGCAACAUCUCUAAAUGGAGCUGAAUAUCUUAUAUACAGAAAUCCUGGGUUUGUUUGUUCUUGCUUCAUAGUAUACCCCCCAACCCCCACCCCCAGAUCUGGAAAGUAUUCAAAACAAAACAUUGAUCCAAGCUCUUGGAAACUUAACAAAGAAAGAGUUUGAGUUUGUCCCGUCCCGAUAAGCUUUGGUGGCCAGUAGGAAGUUAAAUGAGCAACAGGGACAGUUUGCUGUUAAGGACGCAGGAAGUAGCAAGUCAGUACACUGCAUGUGUGACAUUCAAGGGCAUCUGAGGGAAAAAUAACAUUAAAUGUUCAGUAUAGUGCGAAUCUCCAAAGCCCAUCUUCGGUCUUACUGUGGACUUGGUCAACUUUUAAAAGGUCUAAACGCUUCAUAUUUUUGUACCUCCAUUAAGAGUUUUUGUUAGUGUUCAUAAAUGCUUGCCUUCCCUGAGUGAGUAACUCAACACCACGCUGAGAAGAGUAACUAUGACACCCCUUUAGUUUCACCUCUGCUCUCAGAUACGUGCCCCGUUACGCCCCAGCGGUGAUGUCACAGUGUCUCCCUGCAGCCAGGUGAGAAGUUCAACCACUUGAGGUCAGCAGAGUCACUUCUCCGGAGGGUGUUGAGAGACUCUAUUAGGGAUAAGUAAUCAUUUAUGAUCUUUGAUUCUGUUCCAAGGUUCUGAAAGGAAACAUAAUUCAGGUUUUAGAGCGUCUGUAAUUUUUCUUUAUGGCGAGGGAAGAUCGACUUAAGAAAGACGUUUCAUUUCAUGUGUGUUUUUUUUUUUUCUUUUUUUUUUGCAUACCUGAAUCAAUCUGUCUACUGCUGUUUCAAACUGAUUUAUGUCACACAUUUAUAUUUUGGUACAAAACUGAAAAAUUGCUGUAAAUGAUAUUUUAAAUUUGAUUUAUUUUAGAGAACCAAUCCAAUGUUUUACCUCAGUACUCAGAAGGUAAUAUUGUUAUUUAAAGAUUGGAAAUCAGCUGUUGAUACAAAUUUAAGCUUUAGUCAAAGAUAGAGUCACAAUACUGUACAUCGGUUUGGAGUUUAAGCAGUGAUGCUCAAUUGAACUGAUGAAGGGAUUUUUUCUUACAGUUUUUAAAUAAGUAUUUUAAAUAGAAUAUACUCUGGGACAAAAACGCCAUUGUUGACACAACGAUGUCAACUCAAUUUUACUCAGAAAUAGCGUUUUUUCUUUUCUGGAUUUAAUGAGAUUAUAUCUAAGAUAUGCAUGCUUUUAAUAAGAUUUAUGAUAUAUGAAGUUAGAGUCAACAUGAUUCACUUGCAUCUGGUGAGAAACACUGGUUUAUGAGUUACCUUCAAAAACACUCUUUUAUCAGGAGUCAGAUAAACAACCCGGGGCUGGGUUUGAACCUCUCGAGGUGGGAGUAGCGAUGAUGCUGAUCAUGGCGUUGGUGUUUCUGGGUUGACAUCAUCCAUUUUCAGAGGAUGUUUUCUGUAAAUACAGGAGAACUGCUGUUUUUAUGCCACAAGGGGGAGCCUUCAUUUCAGAGAUACAGUAGGGAACACCAAUAACAUUAUACCUCUCUUUUCUACAGUAGCAUUUCAAAAAGGUUUUGAUAUAAUAGAAAACUCAACUUAGAUACUGUUAUAACUCAGCUGUAAGUUUUAUUUUGUUUCAGGACUUUAACUUAUUCAGAUAAUAAUUGUAAAAUAUGGUAUAAGAAUGCUAACAUGGAGAUCUGUUCUGUUUUAACUAUGGAUUAUAGUCUGUAUUAUCAAUUCAGGUUAAGAAACUAGUGUUGCUUUCAUCCUACUUUACAGGCAUUACUUCCUUUUUAUACUCUGCUAAAAAUGCAAAAAAUGUGUUUGAUUCUCUUCUUUGUUUUUCGUCUUUUUUUAUCGCACUUUGGCAGCAGAUUCCUGUGUAGCUUCAGAUCUGAGUUGUCUUAUUAGUAAGCCUAAUUUAUACUUUUGUAGCAACACUAUUUUUAUAUAACAGCAAAGAAAGGGUUCAGUGUCUGUUUCUUUCUUCUUCUUCUUCUUUUUUUUUUUGUUCCUGUGUCAUAAGUGGCAGCGCUGUUCAAUGUUUCUUGAAUACAUUACCCACUGUAGUAUGUGAUGUGUGAAUAAACUCCAAAUCUGUGUCAAAAUGGGAUGUGUAUUUGCAGAAAGUGGAAGGAUUGCAUGAUGUUUGUGGAAAAAGGGAAGCUCUGGGAAGUAUUUAGGAGAAAAGAGUCAAGUUUUAGACUCCCUUUUCCUGCAUUUUAGAUAAAAACAGGCAGUGGGAGGAGUAAACUGUAAAGAAAGUCUCCCUCCAUAUGCAUCCAUUUUUGAAAUCAAGAGAAAACUAUGUUGGAAGAAAAAGUAUUAUCUUGUAAAUUAAAUCUUUGUGCUUACUUCUUAGUCUGAAUGAAGAGCCGAGCUUUCCACAGCGGCUGUGAGCAGAGAGAUGGAGGGCCUCAAACACAUGUAGAGCGGGAAGAGGCCCUUUAUGAGGGCAGAGCGAUUGAAGACCCACACAUGGGGAGUGAAUAUACAGAGGCUGCUUAGAGGUGCGUGCGAGGGUUCCCCAGGGAGCUACCGAUAGGGCAAAGGAGUGAGUUAGGGAGGGCAAGAGAGGGAGCAAGUGUUCAUCACAGCCUGCUGUCUUUUUUCCCUCCAUUCGCACCCGGGUCAGUCACCCCCCAAAGGUGCAGCGGUCUGCAGCCAGGCAGAAAACCCCUUUUCCCCACGCUCUGUUCUUUUCUCUUCCUUCUAACACAAGGGGCUGCCUACCUAACCUAAUUUGCAGCACAUGCAUCCAAGUUUGCCUGCCCCACCAACCCCCUCACACACACACACCACGCAUACAUACACAGUUUAACCCCCCUUUCCUCCACACCCCACUCCUGAAGGUGACGUUUUUCCACAAGCUAUUACCACAGUGACGUGCUAAGUUUGUUUUGCUUACGGCAACAAGUGUGUGCGAGCUGUGGCCUCAAUUUUCAGUCAUUUAGAAACGCAAAGUUUGGGGAAAACAACCCCUCCCAUCGGACAACUGCUUCCGCUUCAUUCUGGAUUUGGGGGAAAGUUGCAGGUCAGCUCUUUUUCAAGGAAAGUUAGGAGGAGUGUGGUGGGCUGUUCUGUAAUUAAGACACAUUCAAGCAAUGCAUGCAAACAGAAAUAACACAUCUUUAGUUUGAUACUUUCAUUUUGUUUUUGGCUAAAUUAGAAAUACGCAUGAGACUGAGGCGACAAAGGGGUUCCCUGUCUGUACUGGCGUGUGAACACUAGGUGGCAGUAUCAGGCUUUUUAUCAGCUUCAAAGUGCCCACUAUAAAGGCAUUACAAAGAUGAUAAAGGUUAAUCUUGUAUUCAAACACUAACAUACCUGAAAUAAUGUACAUAUUCAGGAGAAAAGUCUUAUUAAUGUCAUUUUGAAUUGAAUCAUCUUUGAUUUGACACUUUGAAUACAGGAAACACAGCCAUGCUGUCACGCUCCAGGUAAUCCAGGUUUGGGUGUUUCAGGAAAGGGGAUAUGUUAGGACAAGCGAGGACUUGUCAGGACAAGCAGGAGCCAGUCCAGUUAAAAGAAGCUGCUUUGGCUUAAUAUUUAUGGUGAUGUGGUUUUAUCAACAGCAUGAUGGAGGAUCAGUUCCAGCUUCUGAUCUGUAGAGAAAUCCAGAGCUGUCAAAGAAACCCUCUGCUGUGUUUAGCUCUUUCAUAUAAGCAAUUAAAAAGAUUCCACCUCUGUGAGUUGUUUUGCUCUCCCCAGUGAGACACAUGUACCCAUCAAGCUACAUUCACAGAAACAGAGAAAGUUCUGUACACUUCCGUUUGCCCUUGGCGGUUACACAACCAGAAGAGAGGCAUCCAGGUUUCGUUUUCCAGCCCAAAUCAGGCACUGCCGUGCAGCUUUGCUCCCACCUCUGGCAUUGACAAGGUUGGCACCUUCACCCCUGCCCAACCGACGCCCAUCACAGCUGUCCCGACUUGUCUGCUCAGUGAGCAUCGGAGGGACAGAGAAGGACAGGCAGGAAGGAAGUGUUCUCCACCUCCUCUCCUUGUCCUGUAUGGAGGACCCCACGGCACCGGCACUGUAGUUUCUCCUGCUCAGCAGGUGCUGACUUUUAUCAGUAGUGACAUGAAUGUACAGAACUGCCAGGGCGCAUCCACCCAGUUGCUGUCAGGUGUCGUUCCUGCUAACACUCCACCUAGCCCCUGACCUCACAGGCACCCGGUGCGCCUGUCUGUUUGCCUGCCUGCUCUCUUCCUCUGCACACCUGCGCAGGCACACGUAUAUACAGAUGCACGCACACAGCACUCUGACUCAGAUUCAAGUCUUUUCCCACAGUGAGUUUAAAAGAUUGAGUGUUUUUGGCUUUCCAUGAACCUCUCAGAGCUGUUGGGUUUUGCCCAAAGGCAAAUAUGAUGCAACACUGAGAAGCUGUGACACCUUUGUUCCCUUUUGAAACAUUGAUAAAUUCAUCAUCGUUUUCAGUCAUAAUCAAGUUAUAUCUGAAUAGUUCGCUGUGAAGUUUCAUUAGUGGGAAACGCUGUGUCAUAUUUGUUUUUAAUGUGGUGAAAAAUGCAGAUACAAACACUGGCAUUAGUACCGUCUGUCUUACUAUCUCCAGAAACUCUUACACGCGUCUUCCUCACAACUCCUAACAGUUUUUUCACCCCAGAAACUCUUUCAAGCGCUAAGAUGCUUUUAUGAUAACUUAAUCUUUAUCUUGUCCAGGAUGUAAACUUAACUUUAACUUUAAAACGAAAGUUUCUGAGAAAAUUGAAACAAGGAGCAACAAUUUGGAGUAGAAAUCCCCAGUAAUAAUUCAGAUUCUGCAUCAUUUUUCAAGUUGAGCACAACUCCAACAAAAUACAGACUUCUUUUAGUGACAUGUAUGAUGAGUGUCCAGGUUAAUUUUUACUCUUCAAAUGAACAAACACACAGGUUGGGGCAACAUCCAUCCUGAAACAAAGAGCAUACAGUCUGUGAGGCUUGUGAUGAGGAAUUUCACUGCCUAUUACAGUAGGCAGAGUGGUAUUUGAAUAUUUCAUAUCGAAGCCAGAGUUAUGAGAUGACGGCGAAGUGUGAAAAUAUGGCUUGACUCUUGGCUUGUGGAUGGCAAGGGUGGUCACUGUGAAAAAGGAGGUCAAGGUUAAAUUUGCUCUGCGGAUAUAAAUAGCCCCUUCAGCGACGUCCCCCUGAUCUCACCGUUAUUAUUUAUUAAUCGUUGUCAUGAUCUGGGGAGAGUUUCCAGCCCCACCAUGCAGUUUCACUCUGCUGUAGGAAAUGACAAGAAGACGAAUGCUAAACUUAUAUUUUAGACCCCUUACAAUGAAACUCGUAUUAUGGGGUUUAGUGAAACAGGCCCCCAUUUU
This is a messenger RNA of Xyrichtys novacula (pearly razorfish), 41872 nucleotides long. NCBI's taxonomy places the organism in Eukaryota, Metazoa, Chordata, Actinopteri, Labriformes, Labridae. The record is from the annotation of a GenBank genome assembly.